Colletotrichum orchidophilum is the source of this 510-nucleotide messenger RNA. RefSeq lists its product as uncharacterized. The annotation marks the transcript as partial. The transcript has 2 exons. The record is from RefSeq and is a predicted model, not a curated record. Lineage: Eukaryota; Fungi; Ascomycota; Sordariomycetes; Glomerellales; Glomerellaceae.
UUGCUGCGUCCACCGGACGGCCGUCUGUCUAGACCGUCUCGGCACCCGACCGAAUUCCUCACCGCCUCCCUUAUCCCUCCUCUCAACGACUCCCGAGCCCCAUCUCCCACCUCCUCAACCACGGGGCCCACAAUCCCCGGGAGGCCUUGCCGCUUCGGUUCUGGUGCGUCGGGGACCACUCCGAUGCAGUGCCAUGCGAGAGCCGUGAUUGGCGGGGUAGCCUUGGAACCAACCAACAGCACUGCAGAACGAGUUCGCCAAUCGCGCCUCGAAGCCCAGGCCACACGAGGGACCGGCCUCUCCCAUUUUGAGCCACACUUGCGGCAUUGGAUGCCUUCAACGCAUCAACGCCCACGCCCCCCACCACCCCCUCUUCCCCCUGUAGCCUGUAACGCUGGGAUGGUCGCGCAUUCCCAUUCGCCCGGCAAGGAUCCCAAGGCGUGGUGCGCGCGCUGCUACCAAUCUGUCAUCCCAUCGCUGAUCGCCGGCCUCGGCUCUUUAGUCAGUUGA